AUGGAGGUUCUCUGUUUGUGGUGGGUGAAUGGUUGGAUGCAAACCUUGCUCAUACUCAAGCAAAUUCUGAGAUGGCUGAAGAAACCAAAGGUACUGAAACUUCUAUGUCUUGCUUCAUCUGUUGUUGGACUGCUCUGUUAUGCACUCAGUUCCUCUUUCAACCGUUUACUGGGAAGCUGGAGCUGGUGGAAGAUGCUUCUUUAUAUUCUUUUCAGUUCAAUCACUUGCCUUGCCGUCUUGUUCACACCGGCAAGGUCGAGCUCCUGCUCUCACCGGUUAGAAGUUCAUUUGGCAUUUUUGGUUCUAGUAACCACUUCUGUUUAUUCCUUCUUCUUUGAUAACGUAGUGAAGGGUAAACCAGAUGCAUACAGUCUGAUCUCUUGUGCUGCUUUUGCUACCAUGUCGCUUGGCUUGUCAAAUCUUACUCAAUUUGAAUUCCACAUCGAUCUGCUAUAUUUCUUCUGCGGAGGUCUAACAGUACAACUCAUGAAGAUCAAAUUGUGGUUAGUCAUUGUUGGAGGGGGCUUCAGUUAUUCCCUCCUUCGUCUUCGUGACUAUCCGAGCGACACGCAAGGGGAGAAUCUUCAGCUGCAAGUCCAAAACCAGGUAAUCAUUCAAGUUGAUGAUUCAGGGAGACUUAGUAAUAGCAGUCAUGAUAUGAUGUCACAACAAGCUAAUGAUGUUGAUAGUACUGUAGACACCCCACCACAAGAUGAAGAUCUUAGAUUCCAAGACCAUAUACUCACUCAAAGCAAUUCACCUUCACAAGAUGGAAGCGUUGGCUAUGGUCUUAUCAUCGAACAACAACUAAUGAAUUGUAUAAAAGAUCUCGAGAAGGAGAAUCAGAUGCUUGUUCCCAUGGUCUGUAGUUACGUGGAAAAAUACCUUAAAGCCGUGUGUGACUCCAAAGAAGUACCGUAUGGUGACGUCAAUUUGGUGAUGGAUGCACUUCCAUCUGAAGUUAUGAGGCGCCUUAAGGAAACCAUGGAGCUGAUGGUGAAUGCCGGUUUCAUGGAGGAAUGCAGCAACAUUUACAGCAAAUGGCGCAGGGAGUUUCUAGAACAGUGUCUGCGAGCACUUGGGUUGCAAUUUGAAACGCCCAAUAACGAGGACGUUGAGAAGUGGUUGAAAACGUGUAAGGCAGCUGUGAAUAUACUGUUUCCCAAUGAAAAUAGACUCUGCAAUUACCUCUUUUCGGGUAUCCCUGUCGCUGCUGCGAAUGUUUCCAUUAAUAAGGUUUGCAAGGAAGUGAUUAUUGGUCUAGUGAGUUUUGCCGAUACCAUCAUGACAACUGGGAAUUUGCCGAAUCUUUUGUUCAACAUCGUCCCUAAAAUGUCGGAGUCAUUUGUCGAGGACAAGACAACAUUAUAA
This is a messenger RNA of Vigna unguiculata (cowpea), 1371 nucleotides long. NCBI's taxonomy places the organism in Eukaryota, Viridiplantae, Streptophyta, Magnoliopsida, Fabales, Fabaceae. The record is from RefSeq and is a predicted model, not a curated record.